UGCCAAGUGACUAAAAGCACAAAGUGAUGGGCAGGCAACCUUGUUGCGACAAGCUUGGAGUGAAGAAAGGGCCAUGGACUGCCGAGGAGGACAAGAAAUUGGUGAAUUUUCUCCUCACACAUGGCCAAUGUUGUUGGCGGGCCGUCCCCAAGCUUGCCGGCCUCCGCCGCUGCGGCAAGAGCUGCCGCCUCCGGUGGAUUAAUUACCUCCGCCCCGACUUGAAAAGAGGCCUCCUUAAUGAUGCUGAAGAACAACUUGUUAUUGACCUGCACGCCCGCCUUGGCAAUAGGUGGUCGAAAAUUGCAGCAAGAUUGCCGGGAAGAACUGACAAUGAGAUCAAGAAUCACUGGAACACGCACAUCAAGAAGAAGCUUGUCAAGAUGGGGAUUGAUCCAAUUACUCAUGAGCCUCUCCACAAACAAGUCACCACCCUACAAGAAAUGCCUUGUGAAGCAAGUAAUCAACCUGCAAACUCAGACAUGAGUAUUCAGCAGAUGAAUACAAACAUCCCAGAACAUGGAAUCAGCACCAACAGUGACGGUAACUCUACAAGUGAAAAUUCCCCAAGCAAUGACUCAGAGCCAGCUGAGCCAAACCCUAAUUACAGUGAGGAAGAAGACCCGUUGGUGAGUUUCAUAUUAUCCGAUACAUUUCUUGAGGAUUUAACAUGGGAUUUUUCGACCUCGUCAGAAUACAGCUCAGCUGAUAAUCCAACGGAGGAGAAUAGCUUAGCAUGGUUCAUGGACUGUAAUGAUUUUGGAGUUGAAGAUUUCGAGCUUUGAUUGUAUGGAAGAGAAGUGAUUUUCACACAUCAUUUUUCUUCUUAUGCACAUUAUGUUGAUUUUCAACCUUCUGAUUGAACAGAUCUAGGGUGAAAGAAAGAAAAAAUUAAACAUGUGUGCAGAAAAAGAAAAUAGACGUACGAAAAUCAUUUCCA
Molecule: messenger RNA, 937 nt
Organism: Malus domestica (apple)
Lineage: Eukaryota; Viridiplantae; Streptophyta; Magnoliopsida; Rosales; Rosaceae
Product: protein ODORANT1-like
Source: RefSeq, marked provisional